AUGAGGCCUGCCACACAAGGCUCCUUCUCCGCCGCAGGAGGAGGACGUGGAAAGCCCACUGGGAAAAUAUGUAAAACUAGUUUUGGUGCCCCUGUUCGGUAUGUGCGGCCUACAGCACAGGAGAGGCGUGAACGACUCUACGCGUACCACGCGGCGAAACAAAUUCUUCAAGAGGAUAAUACAGAGUCCAACACCACACCUUUCUCCUCCGUUACUCUUUCUUCUCCUUGCCCAUGUGGAGUCACCGCUAAUACUGCUAAUGCUGCUGUCACUACUUCUUCUACUACCAUGACUAUUGCCACUGGCGCGGCUCCUGAUGGAACGCCCAGUGAUGUCACCCUUGACGCGAGAGAACCUGCAUCCGAAAACGUGGAGGCUGAAACAGUUGCCAGGGAUAAAAAUUUGUCUCCCACGGAUGAUCAACAGCUGCAUCACAAGGACCCAGCGAGUUCCGAGCAGCGGUUGCGCGAGCAGCUUUGCCACCUCGUUGCCCUCUACGAGAAACACUACAGCAAUGUAUCGCGGGAGUGGUGCAAAAGAACGUUUUCGGUGCCUACGCUCUCGCAGCUUGUACCAGAUCCGGACAAUCAGCAGGAGGAGGAGGAGGAGGAGGAGGAGGCGGAAAAAGCCAGUCCCAUGACAAACUCUUUGUUGGGAAGCAAACUGUUAUCGCCCUCAGCUGGGGGUGACAAGAAGGCACGAUAUUUGGAUUUGACGCCUCCUCCUCAGCGCGCGGAAUUGAGUGCGACGGCGACUGAGGCGCCCUCUUUGCAUAAGCUGGGCUUGCCGGAGAUCCUCCGAAAUGACGACGAACGUGUUGACGAAGCGCCCAUUGAUCCACUCACCGUUGAGCAGGAACGCCGUACUCAAUCGGUACGGCGACACAUCCUGAAGACACUUCGACGUUUUGAUUUGGCCUCGCGCCAACCGAGAAAAGAGGGAGGGGAAGCCACAAGGACACGCAGUGCUGCGGACUUCAAAAGUUCGCACCUUGAAGACUUGACAGGCGUCUGUGGGACGCUGCUUGAUACACCGGUGGAAGCAACACCGUACAACCAUGUAAAGCGACUGCUAAAACUUCUUUGGGAGGAGCCCACAUUGCAGAAGUGCACCGAGGCAGCCGCGCGCCUGGUGACUUAUGCCCUUAUGCGCUCUCUCCCUGUGGAGCUAUAUGAGGGGGAUCCGGAGGACUACCGUACGUUACGUCAACGCAGUCGGGUGGCAGCUGCUGUGUCGGGUGGGAAGAAACGAGAGGCGACUGCAGAGGGUGAUUGGAGGACCUUACCUGUACCAACGCUUUCACACCCAACACAACACUCGGGUGGUUCGUGUGAUUUUAGUAGAGUUUUUUCAGAGCCGAAUACAAUGUUGGCGUCAUGCGGAUUGGAAAACGACAUGGAGGAGCGCUACUUCCUCCACCAGGAUUCCAUGUCACUCACGAAGGCGCUACAAAGCGUGGCUCUACAGAAGGGUAUCUGGCUUUCCUCCACUGUCCCCAUGAUGCGGCGUCCCCCUCUGCAUGCCUGUGGGCUUCCGAUGCGUACGGCACGCCACAUCGCAUUGUGGCAACGCCCUCCCGAUUUUAACAAGGACUCUACGCUACGAAGUCGGGAGCGGUUUAUGGAUGGAACGAUCAAUACUACUACUACUACUACUACUACUAGUACUACUACUACUACUACUGCUACGGGAAAUGUCAAGAACAGUUGGAAGUCACACGUAGCGGAAUCUGGAGAGGCGGAUGACUGGCGCCCAAAAACUCUUGCACCCCUUCUUAUCAUCGCCUUUGGCGGUUACCGCGUGGCACCGUUUAGUACUUAUGAGCCCUCAAUGGCAUCGGAUCAAACACUGAACGGGAAGAAGGAUUUUGCCUCGACCUGGGGUCAAGAUAUCAUUGAAGGGAGGAAUGACACGGUUCUAUCUGCAAUGAAUAACUUUAUGCAUCCCGAACCCACGCUGCUGCCGCUGCAGGCUGUUAUGCAAGUCAUUCUUCAGUGUGUGCGCCUAAACCGAUCUAUACGUACGGAAGAAGUCACUGAUGUCUUCCCGCCUGUCAUGUUUGACCUCUUGACGGAUUUGGUUUAUAGCUAUAGGGAUUUUUUUCAAACUAUUCUAUCUUUGUCAUUUGAGCAAGGCUCCUCUCGGUCUUUCUUCGUGCGCACUUACCGUGAGACACUAAUGAGCUGGGCUUCCAUUGUUAUCUGUGAGGCUGCCAUUGGGUACGCGGCGGAGCGGGCCGGACAGGGGCCUUCAAAGGUGCACUGGACGAGUGACAUCAUGCCAGAGAAGUUUACAGUGGAGGAGUUUGAGCGGAUUGUGCUUUCCGGUCUCGUCGAAAGGACCUUUCCAGGCAUGACGCAGUUGGACUACGACGAGCGGCUUUUUUUCCGCACCGUCGACACACUUCGUUCGGUGGUACUUGAAACCAUCGGACGCGUUAAGGGCGAAUUGUAUUUUCUUAUGACGGGCCUGGAUAACCGUAGCGCUGUCCUGGAGCAAUGCCGUGAGCGACUGCGUCAGUUUCGCGCGACGGAAGCGGCUAUGGUGGCGGAGGCGGAGGAGCGCCUACAGGCACGCCUGCAUGGUGGCAGUGGGGACACUGGAAAGUCGGGGAUCGCCACGCAUUCAGGGAUGCACGCAGGGGGGGCCAAUAUGGAGUAUCACACUCCGCCACAGCCUCGCUCGGUUUCCACCAACGAGCGAACAUCCUCCAUGAACUUACGCCAUGGUCGCUCCGGUACGCGUUGCUCAGAGGCUUUUCAGGCUUUUCAAAUCUCUGAAAAGAAUGCUGAUUCAACAAACCUUGCCGGCUGCGAUUGCUUUCAGCCGACACCCGCCUUGAUGCCUUGGAAGCCUGGGUGCAAGUCUCGUACGACCACUCUGUGCAUGCAGGAGGACAGUGCCCUUGGCGAGAGUAAUCUUCCUUUCUUUCAAUCAACAGUGAGGCUCUCACAGGGGCAUACGAUGAGCACUUCACAGGACAUACAGUCAUUUGCUGCAUGCACGCACCCUUCCUUGCUCGCAGCAAAGGAAGCAAGUAUGCUGAAAAAUGAUGCCUCCACCACCGUCCUCUCUGCGUUAGGAAAAACAACAGGGGCGUGUAAGCCGACACGGUUGCAACGAAGUAUGUUAACGGGGUCAUUGUUGCUUCCCGCGCGGACUCUGGGGUCCCAAUCCAAUCGUUCCACGCAACAGCAAAAUACGUUAGCCCUCCCUGAAGACCUGACACUGCGGGCUGUACGACGGGAACUUGUCUCCCUGAAAUUUCGGUCUCAACCAUUGACAGAGAAGGUUGUUCAUUUGCCGCAUGAUUUGUCUCUCGGUUCCUUGUCGCCUGCUCGAACGAGCCGGAUGUUCAACACUGUUGCAACCGGCGACGACACCACAGCCUACGCCCGUGAACGCAGCCUGCGUCUCACUGCAGGGAGUGUUGGUGGGAGGGUGGCGGCCCCAGUAACGUUGCUGCCUCCACCCACUUACUCAGCUGCUGCCGGACCCGAGGCGGCAUGGGUGCAGUCCAAAGACGACAACGAAACACUUUCCAGUAUUGUUGGCCCCAAGCAGGCGGCAUCCGUUGCGCGAAUGCUCCGGGCCUGUGAGAACACGGCCCAGUUUUACCUACAUUUUCAGAACGCAUUGAACGACGACGGAGGUGGCACGCGGCGGAACCGACCGGAGACGCAGUGGUACGCCACGGGAAGCACAGGCUUCUACGAGCGUCGCGCAGUUGCGGUGAUUAAACGCGCGCGUCAGGUCGCGGCGUUUGACUUGCACCACCUUUCGCCCAUCACGGCUUUGGAGAGGUGUGUGCAGUGGCCUUCUUACACUGCUCCGCCACGCCACGCUGGUGACGCAGAUGAAGAGGCGUGGUCGGGGGAACAGGGAGGAGGCCGGCGAUGGUGCCCCUCAUCCUCACGUUUACCGUCCCCACCGCCACCACCGUCACCGACUUUGCAGGUGCACGAUGACCAGCACCAGGGAUUUGUUUCUCUCAAAUCAAAAAAGCUGCAUUUGGGAAAGACGAUUGUGCCGUGGACGUUGUAG
Trypanosoma rangeli is the source of this 4044-nucleotide messenger RNA. RefSeq lists its product as uncharacterized. The transcript has a single exon. NCBI's taxonomy places the organism in Eukaryota, Euglenozoa, Kinetoplastea, Trypanosomatida, Trypanosomatidae. The record is from RefSeq and is a predicted model, not a curated record. The coding region runs from base 1 to 4044 and encodes 1347 amino acids.